UUUCUCUGCCUCCCCAUACGGCCGCCAAGAAGAGAAGAAAAAGCCAACCAAAAUCCAUCUUCCGGUUACGACCCUUGCGAUUCCAAUCCCCUUUCGCUGUUCGAUUGCUGCCUUCGCCCUCCAUCGCCAUCGUCAUCAUCCUUCCAUCUGUCCUUCCAUCGUCUCCCAUCGCCAGUCUGUGGGCGGUGGGCGGAAUUAGGGUUUCCUCCAGCUCGUCCAUCGGGGUCUUCCGCCCCUGGAUCUAGUGUUUGGAGGCUUUUUUUGCGCGGUUUGAUUCGUUCGGUGAUUCGGGAAUCGGCAGCGAUUGGGAAUUGAUGGUUCGCGCCGGAGGAGGGAUCGGAGGCAUCCAAAUUGGGAAAGAUGCAAGGCUAUGCAUGGGAGGGAAGGUGAGUGGAAACGGGGGCGGCAUAUGCGGCCGGUUCCUCCGCCCGGUGAUAUAGCAGCGUCAGCAUCUGCUACCCUAUCUCUUCGGCCGCCGCCGGUAUCAUCAGAGACCCCCUCGGAUUCGUUCUUAAAGGAUGGACGCCAAAUUCGAGUUGGUGAUUGUGCACUUUUUCAGGCUGGAAAUGCUCCACCUUUCAUUGGAAUAAUUCGCCAGUUUUCAAAAGGCAAAGAGGAUCAUCUUAAGUUGUGUGUUAACUGGCUUUACCGACCUGCUGACAUUAAGCUUGCAAAAGGCAUAUUGCAUGAUGCUGCACCAAACGAAGUCUUUUACUCCUUCCACAAGGACGUGAUUCCUACUGCUUCAUUGCUCCAUCCGUGUAAAGUUGCAUUUUUGCAGAAGGGUGUUGAGCUUCCAUUAGGGAUACCAUCUUUUGUCUGUAGGAGAGUAUAUGAUAUUGCUAAUAAGCGCUUGUGGUGGUUGACUGAUAAGGAUUAUAUCAAUGAACAUCAGGAAGAAGUGGAUCAGCUUUUAAACAAAACUUGGCUAGAAAUGCAUGCAGCAGUGCAAUCAGGUGGGCGGUCACCAAAAUCUCUGAAUGCUCCUGCAAGCACACAACAGUUAAAAUCUGGUUCAGAUAGCAUCCAAAAUAGUGGCACCUCCUUCUCUUCGCAGACCAAAGGAAAGAAAAGGUUGAGAAGUGAUCAGGCUGUGGAGCAUCUCAAGGGAGAUCAAGACACAGAGACUGUCAAGCGAGACCAGGUAACAGAACCCAUCAAGCGAGAGCAUUCUGCUAAAUCUGAUGAUGGUGAUUCCGUUAACUCUAUAUCUGACAACAUGAAGACAGAAAUUGCCAAAAUAACAGAUAAGGGUGGGCUUGUAAGCAUGGAAGGGGUUGAAAAAUUGGUGGAUCUCAUGCAUCUUGAUAGAAGUGAGAGAAAAAUAGAUUUGGCUUGUCGGAUAAUGCUUGCAGAUGUCAUUGCAGCCACUGAUAAAAAUGAUUGCCUUGGAAGGUUUGUGCAGCUCAAGGGAGUGCCUGUGUUAGAUGAUUGGCUCCAGGAGGUACACAAAGGAAAGACCAGUGAUGGUAGUAGUCCCAGGGAAAGUGACAAAAUAGUUGAUGAUUUCCUCUUGUCCUUGCUUCAUGCACUUGAGAAGUUGCCUGUAAACCUCAAUGCUUUGCAGACUUGUAAUAUUGGUAAGUCGGUGAAUAAUCUUCGCAAUCAUAAAAACCUGGAGAUCCAGAAGAAAGCUAGGAAUCUUGUUGACACUUGGAAGAAACGGGUUGGUGCAGAAUUGUCAAAAAUUGAUGAUGCAAAAUCUGUUGGAUCUAGCCAGCCUGUUUCCUGGCCAGUCAAGCCAGGUUGUUCUGAUGCUAGUCAUGCAGGAAAUAAGCGCACUGGAUCAACUGAGGUUGUUGCUAAAAUGCCCGUUGCUCGGUCAUCGGCAUGUAAAGCUUUGUCUAGCAAGCCUGGAGUAUCAGAUUCUACUGUGAAGUCAGUUUUUCCUGCUUCUGUAGCAGUCAGUUCGAAGGAUCCACAUGGCAAAACAGCUUCUAGUAAUGGGGGUUCAGAGUCGAUCGCUGUAGCAGUUAAAGAGGAGAAGAGCAGUGGUUCCAAUCAGUCUCAGAACAACCACCAAUCUUGUUCUAGUGAUCAAGCAAAAAUAAUGGCUUCUUCCUGGAAGGAAGAAGCAAGGAGUUCGACAGCUGGAUUGGUGAAUACUAGCAAGCUAACUGGUGGUUCAUCUCACAACCGAAGGUCAAGCAAUGGGAUUCUAGGAACAAAUUUAUCAGGAAUUCAGAAGGAAACUCAUCCUGGUAGGUCUGGUUCUGUCAACAAAGUUAUGGCAUCAGAAAAAGCAUCACAAUCUGGACCAACAUGUGAAAAGCCACUGGAUACAGUUGUUGGUGAUCAUGGAAAUAGCAGCAGGCUGAUUGUCAGGCUUCCUAACCCUGGUCGAAGUCCUGGACAUAGUACCACUGGAUGCUCUUCUGAGGACCCAUUGGUCAUGGGCAGCAGAUCGUCGUCUCCUGGUAUUUCAGAUAAACAGGACCAUAAUGAUCAGAGAGUGAAACGACGGAGUGAUGUUGCUUGUUCUCAUAUUUCCUCAGAAGCUAAAUCAGAGUCAUGGCAGGGCAAUGAUGUCAAGGAAGGGCUUGUUGGAUCUGAAGGUGUGAGAUCACCAACAGCUAUUCUUGAUGAAGAACACAGCAGAAAUAUUGUGGAAACUGGGAAUGUUGCAGAUGCUACUAGGACUGCCUGUUCAUCACCUGGGAAUGAAAAUGGGGUUUGCUUGACUGAACCAAGGACAAGUUCUUUUAGUUCUAUUCAUGCCUUGGUAGAAAGCUGUGCCAAGUACUCUGAAGCUAGCACUCCUUUAGUUGUUGGAGAUGAUACUGGGAUGAAUCUACUUGCGACUGUGGCAACUGGGGUGAUUUCCAAGUCUGACUUAAUUUCACCCACUAAUUCACUUGGAACGUCACCUGAAAUGGGGGAUCCAUGUACUGGUAAUGAUAAUUCCAGAAUGAGGUUAUUAAGUGAUGAUGAUAUUGUCCAGAGGAAUGUCCGAUGUGAUGAAGCUACUGAUGCUGGCUAUGAGAAACAAGAAAAGAGUGUUGGUUCUGUUUUAGCUAUGGAUCUGUUGCAUCAAGAAGGGACCAACAUCACAGGUAACAUAAGAAAUGAUAUUCAAAAGCAGGAAAGUAAAUCAACCAUUGACCCAACGACACAAUCUACUAUCUCCUGCAUUGGUCAUAAAAGUCUAGAUUCUCCUAUGAAAGUAGAGGUAAAUCUUGGGGAAGAAACAGUUGAUGUAUGUUUUGCUGUGCAUAAAAAUGGACAAGUUGUGGAGCAUGAUAGUGAUGGAGCCUCUCCACUUGAAGGCAAGCAACUUACUGGUAGCCAGGUUUCAGACAUCUGUACAGAUGAUAAGCCUAAUUUGAUGAGUCCAUCGAUCAAUGAUAACAAUUCUUUUGAAUGCUAUCAUAAGAAAAUUGGAGAUGGCAGUAUGUGCACUUCUGAUACUAAAAUAGGUGAUAGAUGUGAUCUGGAUGUCGCUACUUCUGAUAGAAAAUCAGAGAUGCCGCUUGUUGGGGAGCCUAUGUCGACUCCUGUGGCAAAAGGAGCAUUAGGUGUUGCUAGCUCAACUGACCAGCAGCAACCUCCAUCGUUUGAUGCUGUAGAUGAAAGUGUGGAUGCCAUUGUCUCACUGCCUGUUGGAAGUGCUCUCUCUCCUAACGCUGCUGAUGAGUCUAAGACUAGGAAUUCUGAUAUCUCAGGAAUCAAUCAGUUGGAGUUGGGGCAUGAAGCAAAGGACCAAAGCAGGGUUUCCCAUUUUAGCAUUGAUGAACCAAUAGGAUCAGCUGCUGCUUCUCUUGUCAUUGCAGAGAGUGUUGGAGAUACAAAAGAAGUUCAUGAGAGUCAUCCGAUUGGAUCAACAAUUCAAGAAGGCCCACAUACUCCUACAGCAAAACAAAUUGAGAAUUUUGCAAAAUCCUCCAGGACAUCUGGGUUUGAUGCAGAUGGAAUGGAGGUGGUUGCAUCAUCUGCAGAGCCCUGCUUGUUGCCUGUUCCUGCUGAGCAGGAUGUUUCCAAUAAGCUCGAAUUUGAUUUGAAUGAAGGCAUUCCUGAGGAAGAUGGGAACCAAGGCCAGCCAGAUGUGUCAGCUGCAAUAGUAUGUUCAUCUGCAAUUCCUUCAUCUAGCCUAUCUCCCUUUGCAAAUCCCAUGUCAAAUUGUUUGCCUGCCUCAAUUACUGUAGCGGCACCAGCAAAAGGGCCCUUUUUUCCACCUGAAAAUUUGUUGAAGACUAAGGGUGAGCCUGGAUGGAAAGGAUCAGCAGCCACUAGUGCAUUUCGGCCAGCAGAACCACGAAAGGUGCUGGAGAUGCCAGCCAAUGUUUCAGAUAACCCACCAUCUCAUGGUACGGGAAAGCAAGGCCGUCUUUUGCUAGAUAUUGAUUUGAAUAUAGCCGAUGAGAGAAUUCUUGACGAAACAGCCUCUCAGAACUCUGUUCAGGCUACAGUCUCAACUGUGGGAUUUGUUAGUACUCAUGACACACCUACAAGAACUGCUGGGGGAGUUGAUCUUGAUUUAAACAGAGUUGAUGACGAUAUGGAAAAUAGACAGUUCUUGUCAAGCACCAGCCAUAGAUUGGAGGUGUCUAUUUUGCCCAUCCGUCCUGCAUCUGAAGGAUUACCUGGUGGAGAAUCAAAUGUUCUUCGGAACUUUGAUCUGAACGACAGACCAGGCCUUGGUGAAGUUGGUGUGGAACCCAUACCAAGGGGCCAACAAGCAAAUAACACAAGCUAUGUUCCAUUUUUUGCUCCUGUUGCAGGUCAUAGAACAAGUAAUUCUGAGUUUGGAUGUGUAUCAUCAUAUUUCCAUCCUAACUCUUAUCCAGCUGUUGCUAUACCAUCUUUCUUGCCUGAUAGAGGUGAGCAAUCUAAUCCAGUAGUUGCAACUCUAGGAUUCCAGAGGACUAUGGGGUCAGUAACUGGCGUUGGCAACCUUGGUACUGAUAUUUAUAGGGGCCCUGUACUUUCAUCAUCUCCAGCUGUGGCGUUUUCUCCUGCUACAGCAUAUUCUUGUUCCAACUUGCCCUUUCCUAACAGUUUUCCACUUGCCUCAACCUCUUUCUCUGGCGGUUCGACCCCUUUUGUUGAUUCUUCAUCAGUAGGCGGUUCCUGCUACCCUGCUUUUCCUUCACCAUUUGUUGGUCCUGUUGGUGCUGUUUCAUCUCAUUUUCCAAGGCCUUACCUCAUAAGCUUUCCAGAAGGUAGUGCUAGUAGUGUGUCUGACAACAAUCUGAAGUGGAGUAGACAAGGCUUUGAUCUGAAUACUGGUCCAGGAAGUGGAGAUAUGGAAGCAAAAGAUGAGAGAUUACCUUCGGCAUCAAGACAACUUUUAGUUCCAUCUUCCCAGGUUUUCAUGGAGGAACAGGCAAGAACAUAUACUCUGCCAGGCGUAGGUUCAAAGAGGAAGGAGCCUGAAGGGAGUUGGGAUGCAGACAGAUCUGCUAAGCAACUCUCUUGGAAGUAAGGAGACCGUUGGAGAACCCAUCUUAUCUGUAGAUUCAGUCUGGUGAGCCACUAGUUUAUUGUCUUUGUUAUGGCUGUGAAAAUUGGAGUGUUCAUUAUACAUAAUUAUGCUUUAUCAUGCAGGCACAAGCUUAUGUGGAAUUUCUUUUCUGUAUUGCUUUUUCACUAAAGUUAUACACACACAAAAGCUCACAUACAUCCUAGUGUUUGCCUUGAGGAUGACGUGGGAAACUUUCUAAGGGCAACCAAACCUUGCUGUAACUCAUGUAAAUGUUGAGAUAUGAUUCACUUCUGAAACACUUUUCAUGCUUUCA
Molecule: messenger RNA, 5735 nt
Organism: Musa acuminata AAA Group (dessert banana)
Lineage: Eukaryota; Viridiplantae; Streptophyta; Magnoliopsida; Zingiberales; Musaceae
Exons: 3
Coding region: 371-5422 (1683 amino acids)
Cellular component (GO): nucleus
Molecular function (GO): chromatin binding
Source: RefSeq, a predicted model, not a curated record